Culex quinquefasciatus (southern house mosquito) is the source of this 2647-nucleotide messenger RNA. Its product is annotated as neurogenic protein mastermind. The transcript has 4 exons. Lineage: Eukaryota; Metazoa; Arthropoda; Insecta; Diptera; Culicidae. The coding region runs from base 188 to 691 and encodes 167 amino acids. The record is from RefSeq and is a predicted model, not a curated record.
CGAGGGUUUUAUCACUCUCUCUCUCCCAUUGUGUCUUCUCCUCUGUUUUCAUUCGCAGAACGGUCGACAGCUGAAAAGCCCUUUAAAUUCCGACGGCUUAGCUAACUUGAAACAGAUUCCACCCCAAGCAAGUCCGCCACAUCACAAGGGCUAUGCAACGACAACGUGGGAACUCCAGAACCAGCUGAUGCAGCAACAGCAACAGCAGCAGCAAAAUCAGCAACAAAACGCCCAACAACAGCAGAACCAGCAGCAGCCUAACCCGCAGCAGCAGCAGCACCCGCAACAGCAGCAGCAACCGGGUGCCAACCGGAACAUGAUGCCGCCGAACCAGCAGCAGCAGCAACAGCCCGGAGCAGGCCGGUAUCCGGCGCCGAUUCAGCGACCGACCAACUACUCGCAGCCGCCGGUUCCGGGAAUGCACCAGCAGCGGCCAAUGCGCCAAUCGAACCACCAGCAGCCCGGCGGUGGCCAACCCGGCCAACCCCCGAACAUGGCCCAGGUCAUGGGCGGCGGAGGUGGCGGCGGAAAUCCGAACAAGCACUACUACGGCGGCCAAGGUGGUGGAAAUCGAGGCGGUCACGUGAACGUAAUGAACGAUCAGAACAUGGGCGGCGGCGGUAAACCCGGUAGCAAUGACAAAGUCGUACUAGAUGAUGCGGGCAAGGAUCACGAUUCCAAGAAGAAGUAAAGUGUAAAGAAGAAGAAGCGGUAAUAAAUUGUCAAGUGAACACAAAAGAAAGAAAACAUGGAGUUACUUACAGAGAAAGAGACAAAAUGCACAUUUCAACUAUGAAAAGGAAAAAAACGAAGGCAAGGAAAAAAAACAAAACAUUGUAGUCUAUCGCAAAUUAUGUAUUAUUGGUAAACAAAACAAAAACAAACAUAUUUAUUAAUUAAAAUAGUUGAUGGGACAAAACAAAACAAAAAAACACUGAUACUUCAUAUGAUGACGGGGAGGUAAACUUGUGGAUGGAAGUGGAAGAAAAACAUUUGCUGACAGAAAAAAUAUCACCGUAAUAUCGACGUAAAAUAUAACCUUAAACAAACACACACAGCAACAACAAACAAACAUUCACGCGUUACAUUUGUAAGAAUGGAGGAGGAGAAAAAGUAAAAGGCAAACGCAGCUUUGAAGCGCCCUCUUUAUAAUCAGUGAAAUGAAUCGGUUUGACUGAGCUUCACUCUAAACAAUGGCUAACAAAACAAAUAAAAAAUCGACUUUGAAUGAUUUUCGGACUUACUUAGGCGAGAUUGCUUGAUUGUUUGAUUGAUUGAGAGGUAGAAAGGGAGAGAAUGUGGUGGUAUUUUUUCUUCUCGCUAGAUUCGUUUUCGCCUGAGUUGCUCUUCUGUGCAAAAGAAGGUGAAAAUUUCGGUUCCUUCUAUUUUUUGGAAGACACACACCCACACAGCCCUAACUAGACACUUUACCCUAGCCGGAAUAAGGAAGCAAGCAAAUAUGCGUAACCUACCCCUAAACUAACCGCCCAACCAAAACCACACAAUUUAACCGUGUUUAUCGUCAAUGCUAAAAUGUUGAGAGAAAGGAAAGCUACAAAAUGUGGAGGGAAAUUCUGCGAAGAAGGUGGAAUCCAAGGAACAGGGAUUUUCGAAUGAUACAGAACUUGAAAUCAAAUAAUUGAAUAAAACAAGUAAAACAAACAAACAUAAAUGAGCAAACAGUGGAGGAGAAAAGUGUGUCUACUCAUGAAGACUACUCUAGCUUAAUACAGUUUAAUAAAAGAAAUGAAACACAUAAUUAAUGAAAAUGCAUAUUAUAGCAACUAUAUAUUAAUGAUGAAAGGGAGAAAGUUUCAAAACAAUUACAUUAGUAAUUCACUUUAUUAAUGAAUUAUUCUUAUUAUAAAAUAAAUAUAACAAAACAAACGUAAACUAUAUUUGAGUAUAAUCAUUAUUUGUCGUAAAAUAUAACCUGCGUAAAAUUGAAUGCGAAGAAGGGCGCGCCAGGCAGAAGAGAAACGAGAGAGACCGUCGAGGAGAAGCCUUCAGUUCAGUUUUCAAUUAUCAUAUGAUAAAAACAAGAAACACACACAUUCACAUGCAUUAACACGCAACAAAAGAAGAAAAAAAAACUUUACUGAAAUCAUGUUCGAUGGAUAAAACAAAACAAACAUAACAAAAGAAAACCGUAGAAAUUGAUGUAGGUUAAACGCGACAGUGUGUAAGUGAAACUGCAAACUCUUAAACGAAAAUGAAUAAACAAAACUAUGACCUACACACACUACGACAAAAAAUGCUGCAAGAAUGUUACAAUUAGUGAAAAAAAAAACUGCAAGCUGACAAAUUGUAACACACUUUGUAGUGGUGCGCGCGCGAGCAUGAGUUUCUUUUAAGUUCUAUAUUUAAAGAUAAAAAAAAGUUUUAUUUAUUUUCUACAGUGUAAAAGGUAACCCAAGCUCUGCAUAACAAUUGAGAGAAAUACACAGCAAAGAAAAACACACACACACACAUGAAAACUCACGUGCAUAUACAAGAGACAGAUGAAAAUGAAGAAAAAACCUUACAAAAAACAUUAAACACUACAAACACACGCAAACACAAUAUUAGAAGAUUGAAAUUACUAGAAUGAGAAAAAAAAAAAAACGCGGCGAGAAGAAUGGUUGAAAACUGAAUAUUAUAAAAAAAA